Helobdella robusta is the source of this 1161-nucleotide messenger RNA. RefSeq lists its product as hypothetical. The record is from RefSeq and is a predicted model, not a curated record. NCBI's taxonomy places the organism in Eukaryota, Metazoa, Annelida, Clitellata, Rhynchobdellida, Glossiphoniidae. The transcript is spliced from 6 exons. Bases 1 to 1161 code for a protein of 386 amino acids. Gene Ontology annotation, biological process: positive regulation of transcription by RNA polymerase II. Gene Ontology annotation, molecular function: DNA-binding transcription activator activity, RNA polymerase II-specific; RNA polymerase II cis-regulatory region sequence-specific DNA binding.
AUGGCCGAUCCUGUUGCGAAUGAUUUUAGCGAUUGUAAGGAGUUGUACGUUCAAAUUGAAAAGAAAGAAGUUGGAGACUUGAAAGAAAAUUUUAAGAAAGGUAGUGGUAAGUUACUGUGGCCUGAAAGUGCUUACCAACCCGUCAUAACUGUCAGCUGCAAGAAAAUUUUGGCUGAACUUCACAAGGAAAGAUUUUGUUCUGGAACAAAAGGUCGUUGCAUAAAAUACAAAGAUAAAUGGUUCAGUCCCCAAGAGUUUGAGUUUGAAUGUGGCAUUCAUGGUCGCAAAUGGAAAUCAACAAUUAAAUAUAGCGGUCAGAGUCUUGCAAGUCUUUUCAGAGAUAAUAUAUUACCAUUGCAUAAUCCAUCAUGCAGUUGCUCGUUGAAGUGGAAAGAGUCCACUGAUGUUUCUCCAUUAUCUCAACCGAUGCUAAAGAAGAGAAAAUGCACGAACAGUUUCAAAGUGGAACCUAGUAAAAAGAAAUCAUGGAGCAUGCCAGCUGCUCCAGUGAAUGAAUACUUGAUAGUGGAACGAGACAACAAUGAUGAUGUUGUGGUGGAGGAAGAAGAUGAGAAGUUAAUUGAAUGUGGUGAAGAUGAGGAGGAUGAUAUCAAUGUUAAAUGUCAUGCAAAAAACUUCCAUAGACAAAAUCAACCGGCCUUCACAAAAAUAACCAUGAAAUCGAGUCACUCUGCCAUUGUGAAUACAACCACAAAGCCUACAACUGAGAAUCCUAGACAAAAAACUUGCAUUACAGAUAGGUUGAUAGCAAUCUUCAUGAGUCGAUUGGAUGAGUUGAAAGAACUCAUGGAAGAGAUCAGAGACUCACAGGAACUCGACGUGAAUGAGCUGAAAAACCGACUGACAAAACAAAAAAAUCAGGAAUUAAGAGAGCUGGAGUCACACCUCUUACAAACGAUGAACUCUCGACUGGCGCAGCAGAAGAAACUGCAUGACAUCCAACUCCAGGAACUCCUCAUCCAAUCGAGACUACUCAGGACCAAACAAAACAAACCCAACAACAUUAACAGCAGCAACACAUCUCCUAAUAACAAGAGAAAGAGUAUCGAGUUCAAUCCAAACAAUACAGAUGAUUCCAGCGAAGGGGAUGCUGUCCAGUUUAGUGACAAGAAGAAAAAAAUGAAGUGCAUUUCAGUCUGA